AUGAUGACACCAGCUCCUACGAUCCUUGCCACGUGCAAGCAGACGCGAUUCCAUCUUCUCGAUGAGAACCCGUCGAAUGAGGUUGACGUCGAGGGUCUUUUUAUCACGAUUGCCUCGGAUGGAUCCGAAAACGGACACGACUCUACGACAUUAAAAUCUAAAGCGAAGUCAAAAAUCAAGACAGUGGGAAAAGAGCUUAUAUCGGAUGCCCAUCUGCGUUUGAAGGGUGGCAUUCACUAUGGCCUCCUCGGUCGCAAUGGGACUGGAAAGUCCACGCUCCUCAGGGCAAUGGCUGACAAGCUCAUUCCGGGCAUUCCACAUGUGAGCCGGAUUUCUAUCCUCCAGCAAACCGGGAUCGAUGAUGAGUCCGGAGGCUAUGGAAAGCUGCGACUGGACAGUACCGUUCUGGAUGCUGUACUGGGUAGUGACGAGACGAAGAAUGAGAUCACGCGCACAGUAGGACUUCUGUCAAAAAGCUUCGACAGCGAAGACCCCCUCGAACCAGUGAGAGCAAUUCGAAAGCUCCAGCACCAGCAAGCCGAGAGAAAUCUAUUCCUUGCCAAUAAGAAUGCGAAUCUCAAAAGCGGCGCGAGAGGAUUUCAGGCAAGGAAAGAUCUCAAGUCGGCCGAGGCGAAGUUGGAAACGGCAAGCGAGCGGCUCGCUCAAGAUGCCGACACAAUCGAAGCUACUGCUGUCCAAGAGGACACAGAGGCCGCAGCUGAGACGCUUCACAACCUCCAGGCCCAACUCGAAGAUGCAAAGAUGGAGAAAGAAGCUCGCCGAGUUUUGCUCGGUCUUGGUUUCAAAGAAGAAAACCUGGGAAAGAAAGUUUCCACUCUCUCGGGUGGCUGGCGGAUGCGAUGUAUGCUCGCGAGCGUCCUGAUUCAGUCGCCCGACAUUAUGAUUCUUGACGAGCCAACCAACUAUCUGGACUUACUGGGUGUGAUCUGGCUUGAAAAUUAUCUCCAACAACUGCGAGAAAGAUCCGAGACGACAGUGCUUCUUGUCUCGCAUGACCGAGAUUUCAUCAAUGCCGUGUGCGAGGAAAUCGUGAUCUUACGUGACCAGAAACUGACUUAUUUUCGGGGAAAUCUCGCCGCGUAUGAGCAGGACUUUGAAGAACAGAGGCUACGAUGGGGACGUAUGAAGGAGGCUCAAGAGCGCCAGAUUGCACACAUGGAAGCGAGUAUCCGCGAAAACUUGAAGGUUGGUAAAAAGACCAACGACGACAACAAGCUUCGACAAGCGAAAUCUCGUCAGAAGAAAGUGGACGACCGGAUGGGUCUACAGGUCAACGCCAAUGGCCAUCGAUUCAAGCUCAAUCGUGAUCUGGUAGGGUAUCACUUGACCAGUCGCGCGGAAAUUGACGUGCCGCAGGAAGAAAAGGGAGCGAUCAUGGCGAUACCCGAGGUGACGGAACUUCGCUUUCCGGGGCCCUUGGUCUCGCUCGAAGGUAUCACUUUUCGAUACCAAAGAAAUGAUCGGGUGAUCCUCGACAAUAUCAAUCUCGUGGUUCACAUUGGGGAUCGGGUGGGCAUCAUGGGUCUCAACGGAGGUGGUAAGACUACUCUGAUCCGCAUUCUCAACGGCCAGAUCUCUGCCUCCCGGGGAAAGGUCACCACUCAUCCGCGAUUGAAAGUGGGUUACUAUGGGCAGCACUCGGUGGAAGAGCUACAGGAGCGUGGUCAGAACGAGCCUGGUCUGACAGCUCUCAGCCUCCUGGUGGCCGAAACAGACGGGAAUCUGAAUGAAGGUGCUAUUCGUGGCCUACUUUCGUCCAUGGGCUUGGCCGGUCGCAUUGCUUCAGACGUUCCAGUAGCCAAAUUAUCUGGAGGCCAGCUUGUUCGACUCGCUUUGGCACGGAUUGUUUGGAGCCGUCCUCAGUUGUUGAUUCUGGACGAAAUUACCACGCAUCUUGAUUUCCACACAGUCACGGCCUUGGCGACAGCUCUUUCCUCGUUCAACGGAGCGAUCAUUCUGGUUUCUCACGACCGAUUCCUCAUUCGCUCUGUGGUAGAAGGGAAGCGUGAUACCGAGCACAAGCUUGACGAGGAUUUCGAGGGGCUGGAUGAGGAGGAGGAGUUGACUGAAGCGAGCCCGCGUCGCCGGUCAGUGUACGUUCUUAAGGCGGGUAAGCUGAGUGAGCAGACUCAAGGCGUGGAGCAGUUUGAGAAGAGCCUGAUCAAGCGAGUACAAAAGUUACUCCACGGAGGCUGA
Molecule: messenger RNA, 2217 nt
Organism: Penicillium oxalicum
Lineage: Eukaryota; Fungi; Ascomycota; Eurotiomycetes; Eurotiales; Aspergillaceae
Product: ABC-F family ATP-binding cassette domain-containing protein
Exons: 6
Coding region: 1-2217 (738 amino acids)
Molecular function (GO): ATP binding; ATP hydrolysis activity
Source: RefSeq, a predicted model, not a curated record